UUUCAUAACUCUCCAAUAAUAAUAUUCCUAAUUCCUAUUUCUUUACUAUUCUUUUUCUUUAUAAUGUCGAUUCUUUCGAUUUCUUCAUCUUCAACCUACUUUGGAUUGCCCACAAUUCGAUCCCACCACCCUCAUCGCCAUGGAUCAAACCUCAAUCUCACUCAUCUCCAUAACCAUAACAGCUUGCCACUAAUUCCAACUACCAAAACGAAUCCCAAAAGCUCAACUUGUACUCGUAAUAUGGCCAUUUACAGCGCUGACUCCAUCAUCGGACUUCCAUCUCUUCCUCCUUUCCACGACACUCCUUCUUUCAGACCAUUAUGGAUAGCUGGGGUGGUAUUGUCUGCAGUUCUAUCAAUUUGGAAGACAAAGAACUAUUGGAAGCCUUUUCUUACCUUAAAAGAGAAAAUGGAUAAAGUGGUGGAAAAGGCGGAGGAUGUGGCAGAAAUGGCGGGGUCAGCCGCGGAUAAAGUGGAUAAAGCGGCGGAAGAUAUUGCGGCCUAUCUCCCCGACGGCAGCGAACUCCAAAAAACUGCAGAGUCCGUAGAUGAUGUAGCCGAAAAGAUCGGUAAGGACGCGGAUAUGGCCGGAGAUCUUUUUGAGAAGUUUAAAACUGCAGAAGACGAGCUGAGUUCACUUGUUGACCAUAGUGGAGAAAGUAACGAAGAAGAUGACUUAAAGCAAAAGAAUGAUUAAGACUAUGACAAAGCUAUCAAGACGAAUGAAGCAAAGAGAAUCUCUUAAAUAAUUAUAUAUAUAUAUAUGGUUGAAUUUAUUCUUUUAUCCAAUAAUCAAUAAUUGUUAUAACAGUUAGAUUAUCCAUCUCAAAACCAUAUUAUAUUAAUAUUUAGUUUAAUUUCACAAUCAAUUGUCAAUGAAAUGAAUGAAUUGUGUGAUUGGAUCUUCUCAA
Molecule: messenger RNA, 910 nt
Organism: Cucumis sativus (cucumber)
Lineage: Eukaryota; Viridiplantae; Streptophyta; Magnoliopsida; Cucurbitales; Cucurbitaceae
Exons: 4
Coding region: 64-696 (210 amino acids)
Source: RefSeq, a predicted model, not a curated record